Messenger RNA from Corythoichthys intestinalis (scribbled pipefish), 9887 nucleotides. RefSeq names its product inactive dipeptidyl peptidase 10. Gene Ontology annotation, biological process: proteolysis; regulation of potassium ion transmembrane transport. The transcript has 20 exons. Lineage: Eukaryota; Metazoa; Chordata; Actinopteri; Syngnathiformes; Syngnathidae. Gene Ontology annotation, molecular function: potassium channel regulator activity; serine-type peptidase activity. Bases 6563 to 8476 code for a protein of 637 amino acids. The record is from RefSeq and is a predicted model, not a curated record. Gene Ontology annotation, cellular component: voltage-gated potassium channel complex; plasma membrane.
UUAAUGCCCGUUAACGCGAUAAUUUUGACAGCCCUAAUAAUACUAGAAAUUUCAUAUAUCCUCCUGACUACCAGUAGUUCAAAUUUGUCCUCUGUACAGGACAUUUAUAAACCGAAAUAUCUCCCACCCACUGCAUCCAAUUGAAUUCAUUCCUUUUGUGCUCUAUAGAGGACAUCCAGAGCUUUCCAAUGAUACCAAAUUUGUAGGGGUGGGGUUUUGUUAACCUUUACUUUACCAUGGAAGAAAAUGGCUUCCGUCAAUGCAAGCACAUUUUAUGGGAAUAGGAAAAGUAAGUGUUUAAUACUUUUUAUCGAACACAUUUUGUCUUGAAAUGUUGUUGGCGUUUUGUCUAUAAGACUCUUAAGAACACAUUUAAGUGUUGUUUGAGUUAUUUUAAGUGUAUUUUAGCAGAGUAUUCAAGUGUUUAAAAAAUGUCCUCUGUAUCGGACAUUCGAAGUACUUUUGUACAUUUUACCCUUUCCCAAAUGACAAGAAACGUCAUUCUCAGGAGCAGAGCAAAUUUUACUGUUGAUUGUUGAUGGAAACUCAGACAUUGAGUUAUCUGAUGAAGAUGAUGAAUAUCCACUAUUUGACGCAGAAAUAGAGGAAGAUGAUUCAGGGACCUCUGAGGAGGAAAUUGAAGCAGAGCAGACCAGAAAUCGGUUUUACAAAUUGAGAAACUCCAUCAAGCUUGUCAACGACCUUGAUGUUUCAAAUGAAGAAAAAACAAGUGAUGUCUUGUGGAGAAUCAGGGCCCUCUUGACCAAACUACGGCAAGGACGUCCGAGUUAGCCAAGAAAAGGAAAAUUGUGACAAGCAAAUGGUUCCUUUGAUUGAUCGAUGCCCAGUGUGCCAGUAUGUACCGGGCAAACCAAACCCAAGUAGACUCAAGGUAAAUAUUUGUUUUUGGUGCACCAACUGGUCUAGUUUUGGAUUUUGUGGUCUACCAAGGAAAGACAACCUUCACAGUUCCAGGAGGAAGGAGCAUUGGGGAACAAGCUGUUCUUCAAUUGACGUAGUCUGUUCUCAAGGCACCCACCUGUCCUUUGACAGGUACUUUACAACAAUCAGCCUCCUUGACACCCUGAUGACAAAAGGACUGACAGCGACUGGAACCCUCAUGAAUAACAGGGUUCCAAAAGACUGCAAGAUCAGAGGGGAUGAGCUCUUCAAAAAGAACUAAAAAGGGUCACCAGAGAUGGUUGUGAGACAAAGCACAUCUGAACUUGCUGUCAUAAAAUGGUUGGACAACAAGCCAGUUGUCAUGGCAUCAUCUGCUUAUGGGAUUGAACAUCAGGGCACACUCAGAAGAUGGUCCAAGAAAUAGAAAAGGUUUGUCCAAGUGUCAAGGCCACUGGCAAUUGCUGAGUAAAACACCAACAUGGAUGGUGUGGACUUGGUCAAUUGAAUGUAGAGUUUUUACAGGAUGCCCGCUCAGACUAGAAAAUGGACAGAUCAUGCCAUUUUCCCCUUUUUUGACCUGGCAACUGCCAACUCAUGGCUCCAGCAUAAGAGUGACUGAGAGUGUCUGGUGAAGAAACCACAGAAGUUCCUUGACUUCAAAGUGCUCCUUGGUGAAGGAUUAAUUGCUCGAGCCCAAGCAGGACGUGCAGCAAGUGACAGUGAAGAUGACUACACUCCCCCAUGUCAAAAAUGAAAACAACAGACAAAUGCAGCUCUGAGACACUAUGGUGCUGUGCAUCUUUCAGAGAUGGUGGAUGAAAUGCAUCAAGGUGUCGCCGAUCUGACUGCAACAGUAAAAAAUACAGUAUGUUAUGUGCUCCGAAUGCAAGAUUUCCUUUGUGUUACCAAGAAAGGGAAUUGCUUUUGAAGUAUCCUACCAAAAAACACAAUAGAAGCAAAAGUGAAACAAAAGAAAAGGCAUGAUGGACAGUUAUGUUUAUGUUGAAGGCUUUGUCAAGUUGACUCUUUGAUAUUUUCUGUUGGACUAACUGUUUGACAACGAAGUUUUGUUUCCCCUUUAUUGGGUUCCGAUGUCCAUUGUAGAGGACACAUCAAAGCUUAAAAACAAAAGUAAAAAUUUCAAAAAUUUCUUUUGCAGUAUUCUAAUUACUUCACAUAGAUUGGGGAAUUUCAAAAUAAAUGUGAUUGGACAACAUUUUUUCCCCUGGUAGUCAGGAGGAUAUAUUAGGGCUGUCAAAAUUAUCGCGUUAACGGGCGUUAAUUAAUGUUUUUAAUUAAUCACGUUAAAAUAUUUGACGCAAUUCACGCAGAUGUCCCCGCUCAGACAGAUUUAAAUGACAGUACAGUGAAACGCUCAAUUGUUGUUAUGGAGUUUUGCCGCCCUCUGCUGGCGCUUGGGUGAAUGUCCAUCUCGCAUAUUGCCUCAAACAGAUGACACUGAGGCCGUUUAUGAACAUUAAGAGUGAAGAGAAUGCCACCGGCCGCUUGGGGGCAGCGCCGUUCCAUACUCAUGUUAUUUCUUCUAAUCGUGGGAGAAUUAGUAGUUGUGAGACGUUUAUGCUGUAUUCACAAUGCAAUGCAAAUUGCUGUUUGUGCUCCACACAUAUUUCGGUAAGUUUUCUUUCUUUUAGUGGCAAUUAUGUUUCUCUUGUUGUAUUUUGGGUAAGAUAUGUACAGAAUGUACAGAUGUAUGUUAUACAGUAAAGGCGAGUGGACACAGGCGUUCUUUGGACCGCGCCGUUUAUUGGCAACUCCUUCACAACAAACAUGUAGUGGGGAGAACAAGUAUUUGAUACAUUGCCAAUGGGAAAACUCAUUGGCAGUGGGGAGAACAAGUAUUUGAUUAACUGUUAAAAGUGGCGUUUAGUGAAAGCACAACAAAAAUAAUAUUCCUAUCUCUCAAAAAAAAAAAAAAAAAAAAAAUGUUCACAAAAAGAAAAGCACUUCAGUCUAUAGUAAUGAGGCCUUAUUCUGACACACAGUUCAACAACAAUGCAAAAUGAACUGGCAUUCCAUAUCAAAAUAGCUAUGCAAAAUACACGUAAAACUUAGACUUUGGUCACUCUAUUUUUAUUAUUGUUAUUGUUAUUUUUAUUCUUCUUAUUAUUAUAUUAACUCUACUUUUGAUUGAAAAUUUUACAAAUUUUAUUAAAACGAAAACAUGAUAAUAAUAUAAUAAUAAUAUAAAAUUACUAUAACUUGUAACUAUAACAUUUAUUGUUUAAGAACUACAGGUCUUUCUAUCCAUGGAUCACUUUAACAGAAAGAAUGUUAAUGCCAUUUGUGGAUUUAUUGUUUCAAUAAACAAAUACAGUGCUUAAGUACAGUAUGUUGUAUGUAUAUAGCCGUCGUGUGUCUUAUCUUUCCAUUCCAACAAUAAUUUACAGAAAAAUAUGGCAUAUUUUAGAGAUGGUUUGAAUUGCGAUUAAUUGCGAUUAAUUACGAUUAAUUAAUUUUUAAGCUGUAAUUAACUCGAUUAAAAAUUUUAAUCGUUUGACAGCCCUUAUAUUUUCUAUAAAUUUUUAUAAAUAUUUAUAUAUUUUAUUUAUUUAUAUAUUUUAUUUAUUAUUUUUAUUUAUCUUUUAAGAACUACAAGUCUUUCUAUCCAUGGAUCGCUUUAACAGAAUGUUAAUAAUGGUAAUGCCAUCUUGUUGAUUUAUUGUUAUAAUAAAGAAAUACAGUACUUAUGUACCGAAUGUUGAAUGUAUAUAUCCAUCUCGGUCUUAUCUUUCCAUUUCAACAAUAAUUUACAGAAAAAUAUGGCAUAUUUUAUAGAUGGUUUGAAUUGCGAUUAAUUAAUUUUUUAGCUCUAAUUAACUCGAUUAAAAAUUUUUAUCGUUUGACACCCCUAAACGAAACCUUACUUAAUGAGUCUGAAUAAAGGCUUUCUGGUUUUCAAACCUAAUCAAACUAAAGUAAAUGCACGGUGAUUUUGUAAUACACUUUUUUAACAUAUUUGGAAAUUUCACUGAUGAUUUAUUUCUAAAUUGUGUAAAUUAUAUAGUAGAUAUUUAAAUAUUAGGUUAUUCUGAACAAUGGUGACAUGCAGUUAGGUAGCUUACUGCUAUAGGUACACCCCAGUAAAAGAUGCUGGUCUUUGAGUGCUUUGUUAUGGUGGGGAGGGGCUCAGUGGCUCCCGCUGCUCAGUAGGGAAAGAAGGUAGUGUGCCAGAAGUCAAGUCUCCAAACACAAGCAACUACAAUACAAAAAAAACUCCAGAAAUAAGCAUGAUUUUUCGCUAGUCGUUUUUAACAAAGCAAGUGUCACUGGGAUGAUUAUGAAAGUCUUCAAUUGAACUCAGAACAACGGAAUGAAAAUUGAAAAAUGCCUCCUGCGGAUGUUAAUACAAGAUCAUUGAUUACGCUGUCACUCAAAAAGGAAUUCAGCCUCAGACAGAUCAUUCAAUCAUCAUGCUGAGAACCAGAUCGUCCAAGCCAACCAAGCCCCGCCCACUGCUCAUAGACCCCCAGAGAUGUAAAACAUCUGAUGGGCAGGAUAAACCCAGUCUUAAGCCAAUGUCUCGUUGCGCAGUAGUGGAACAAUGUACUCUCAAUAGUGUACCACACGAAUGCUAUUUUUAGACCGCAAGGCAUCACCAUUGUAGACCGGAAGGGGGUUAACAUAGACGCGCACUCGCAUACAACCCAUGCUAGCGGACAUCCAAAAGACCAGUUUAAAGCCAGCAAGGCGAAGCCAUUCACCGUCAUAUGCAGUAAACAUUUUGUUGGGGGCCAUGGUCCUACAGAUGACAAUCCUGAUACAUUGCCUGCCCCGAAGAAGUAAGCCAUUUUGAUAUUUUUACAUAUUUUUUAGCGUGGCGUUUUGCCAUGCUGCUUUUGUCUGACAAUGAAUGACCUGAAAAUUUUUUUAAAUUUUAUUUAUAUAUCACAUAUAUCACAGUCAUUUAGGCCUAUUUUUCUAAAAUUUAGAAACAUUUAGAUAACAUAGCCAUGUUUGGGCAUGGUCUUUUUGUAGUAAGCCUGUUCCUGCCUACAGGUAAGCUCUAGAUUUAACAGCUUUACCUUUUCUGUUGUAAAGAAACAACCUUAGUAAGGGGGAAGUGUAAAUAAAUUCAUAGAAAUUAAGAUUUGUUAUUAGAGAAAAAAUUAAAAAUUUUCGUUGGCUCUCACUGAGUAACAUUUACAAUCGCUACACAAAAAUAGCAAUAUAAAUUACCCCCAAGAAUGGUCAGAGACGUAAGACAAACAGAGGAUAUAAUAUAUAAGAAAGGCAUAUGGUGGUAACGGAUAGCUUGUCGAAACAAGAGAAUGUCAUUGUCAGUAGCGUAUGGCAAUGCAUACAAGAAAAAGGAUGUUGAUAAAACAAUGCUACCUCUGGAUCAGGACGGCUCUUUUUCCUGUCUCGACACUCAAGCCAUCUCAUUAACUGAACAUUUGUAUGUUCUUCCACAUCUUUACCAGUGAAUUUGGCAUUAGGGACAUCAUUUUCGGACAGAAUUAGUAGAUUUAACUCAGUAAACAUCUCGUUCGUACACUAUUUACAUGCAUCUAGCAUGAGGGACAAACGCGAGUUUGACCUCCCCUAGCAACAGUUGCUAACGUCAUGAAUAUUAAUGAGCAAAGGUGACGUGUUACGUGCGGUACGCCAGUCCAGAUGCGCACAGCUUCCACUCUAUUUAAAGGACUAUGAAGCUGUGCAGCUGAAUGAAUAGCCGCACCGUAACCAGUGAUAAGAGACUCAUUCUGAACAAAAGUUGAGUGCGUUGUAGCGCAUAUUAAUCAAUGACAUCUACACACAACAGUAGGCCUAUAUAUUUGAUGACUUAUUUUUUGACAUUUUGUGGAAAGCUGAGCUUCCCUUGCAAUCGCCUUUGCUACACUCCUAAAAUGUAUUUUACUUUCAGACUUUGACUAGUUUGUUGGUAUGGGUUUGAGUACCUCAUUGUUGGCUGGGACUAGUGUACAGAAGUUAUGGUGAGAAAGGAAGAUACGCAAGAAAGCGCAGCUACCCAGAGCGUCAAAAUAUAUUUAGAAAAAAAAAACUUUGAUAAAUAGUGCAACAGUUAUUUGGGCAUAUCAUGUUGUGGUAUUUCUUAAUGUUAAAUGAUCAUUUUGAGUCAUACGCCCUAUGCAGUAUGUUUUAAUUAAUUAUAUUCAAUGCUCCUGACAUUUUUCACUAUCACUUUGUGAUGCGAAGGACCUAAUGGCGAGUCUACAGGUUUCCUUUUUUUGCUAUAUGUUAAUAAGCCUGUGCAGCCGAGCUACGCAUAUGCAUGAUAUCCUCUACCUCUUUCAGGUGUUCUCUCAGUCCUUCACAGGCACCUUUGCUAUCUACAGUGUGGCCACUGGAUUCCACUGCCUGAGAAUCAUUUUCAGCAUUAUGUGAAUGAUAAGGGAAACGUGAUCCUCUGGGGAACUAUUCAGAAAAGGACUAAAGCCAAGCUGCGAAACUGAUCAUCAUCUGAUGGUAACUGGGAGGCUUUUCUUGUGAAGGCAGCCAAAACAAAAGAGGGAUUGGUGAUGUUGCACCCCUGCAUGAACCAACCCCAUUCUCUCUCUUUUUGUUUCCCCUUCUCUGCAUCUUGCUCAGACAUAAGAGCAUCUUCCAGGCCAGGUUACAGACCAACCAUGCAAAUCUUAAAGCAAAAUGCUGGCCCCAAAUGGCAGUAUAAUGUGCGAUGCUUUGUGUGUUUCGCAGGGAUCGACUAGAGCUUAGGCCACCACUGACAGAGGAUGCUAAUUUGCAGUACGCUUCAUGGGGACCUCAGGGGAACCAGCUGGCUUUUGUUUUUGAUGGAGACAUCUACUACAAGUCCAGUGUGACCAGCCAAGCUCUGCGUCUCACAUCCACUGGCGACCGGCACCGUGUGGUAAACGGGCUUUCAGACUGGACCUACGAAGAGGAGGUACUUUUGUCUUACGCUGCCAACUGGUGGUCACUGGAUGGCGCCCGGCUGGCUUACCUCAGCAUCAACAACUCUGCCACACCCCUUAUGGAAAUACCACAAUUUUUGGGGGGCCUGUACCCCUCUAAUUUAAUCUUCCCCUACCCCAAGGCUGGUUCCAAUAUCCCAUCUGUUAGCCUGUUUGUUGUGAAUCUGUAUGGGCCGGCCCACACGGUGGAGAUGAUGCCCCCUGAUGCAGUCAGAGCCAGAGAAGGCUACAUCUCCAUGGUGACAUGGAUCAGCAGCACCCGCCUGGCAGUUCGUUGGUUGAACAGGGCCCAGAACCAAUCGGUGCUUUGCGUUUGUGAGGCCACCACGGGGGCAUGCUCGGAGAAACACAAGAUGACCUUGGAUAUAGUUCACAGGCAAUGGCAGUCUAUGCAGGAUGUGCCUCUAUUCUCAGAGGAUGGCUCUGUGUUCUAUGCCAUCCUGCCUGCCAAGCAGGGCGCCCGUGGAGAGUUCAACCAUAUCGCCACUCUGUCAGCCCAGCCCACAAUUCCCUCUAUCCCUCCUCGUUUUUUGACAUCUGGAAGCUGGGAUGUCACCUCACUUUGCGCCCUGGACGAGAAGGCUGGAAAAAUCUAUUUCCUGAGUACAGAAGAAUCCAGACAAGGCAGGCACCUUUACAGCGUGGAUGUGGACGGAGCAUUUCACCGCCAGUGCAUCACCUGUAACCUCCUCGAUGGAUGCAACUUCUUUCAAGCCGAUUUCAGUCCUAAUUGCACCUAUUUCACUCUCCGCUGCCUUGGUCCAGGGAUUCCGAGAGUAUCAGUUCACUACUUAAAGGACCCCUCUAGAUAUGUUAUCUUGGAGGACAACACUCCCCUUUCCAAAGCCCUGGAAGACAAACAUCUCCCUGAGACUCUGUUCAGGACCUUUUCUGCGGACACCCAUGAUGUGCACCUGAAAUUAUCUUUACCGCAAGGUUACGAGGCUAACCUCCACCCGCUGCUUAUCAUUUUAGACAGCCUUCCCAGUAGUCAGUCAGUGACAGAAGAGUUUGCGCUUGACUGGCCUCAGGUCCUCUGCAGCUCACACAAUGUUGCGUUGGCGUGGGUGGACAGCCGUGGACAGAAGACCUCCACCUCAGACCCCCGUAGGCUUGGUUCACUUCAAGUCAAAGAUCAUUUGGAAGUUGUAGAGCUGUUGAUGAAGCUGCCGUUUAUUGAUGAUCGCCGCAUGGCUCUUUAUGGCAAGGCAUUUGGUGGACACUUAACUCUCAAAAUGUUAACUGCAACAGAGAAGCUCUUUCAGUGCUCAGCUGCUGUGGCCCCAGUAACUGACUUUAGGCUUUACAGUGCCGCAUUCUCCGAGCGGUAUCUCGGUCUUCCAACAAAGGAGGAGCAUAUUUACUCGACUGCCUCUCUGUUGGAGGAGGUCAGCAAACUGAAAGACGAAAACUUUCUUAUUCUACACGGAACUGCAGAUGCUAGGGUCCACUUCCAGCACAGUGCAGAGCUCCUGAGCCGAUUGGUCAAGGUAGAGGCCAACUACUCCCUGCAGUUGUAUCCAGAUGAGGGUCACUCAUUGCGGGAACCGCGCAGCAUUCAGCACUUCCAGCGCACAAUUGUGAACUAUAUUCAUAACUGCUUCAAGCACGAAGCCCUCUCAUAUACAGCUGAGGAUGACGAAGAGGAGGAUGACUGAGCUUGGUGCUCCCUGUCCUCUUCUCUGGAGGUGCUGUCAUACUGUAGGUCUACACGCCUUGGUGAUGAGUGUGAUGUGGAGGGCAGAAGGGAAGACCGAAAACCAUCACCCAAGCAAGUCAGCUUCUACAACUUUUGGCAAAUGGAUGACCUAAACAACAACUGUACACAACGGUUUCUGCUGUUUACCGUCUGCUCGAGAACGCGUUUGUUUACAAAAUAAAGUGGGUGUAGAAAGUAAACCCAACCUUGUGUUGUUUUGCACACAUUUGCAAUUUUCUUUCUUAUUUUUUGUGUUUAUUGUGAGAUCUUAAAACUGCGGGAAAUCUGUUGGAGUCUGAAAUAUUGGCUGAUAAGACUUCUACCUAUAUUAACUGCCUUGUACAUUUAGUACUUUCUCUAUCCACUGUAUAUUGUAUGUAAGAGAUAGUAGGCUGAUGAUUGUGCCAAAUGUUUACAGGUUUUAAAGUGUACCUGAAGGUUGCAUGAUGUGAAAUAAAUUGCAUUUUCUGUCUUUUUUCGUCAUGGUACAAACUAAUAUUACAUGCUGGAACAGAUUAACAAUACAGGUUUCGUAACCACUGUGCUGAAGGGGCUGAAAAUUAAAAUGAAGCUCACACAUAGUUCGGAUGAGUCAGUUUACUCCCAGGCUGGUUGGAAAGUAUCCAGAUUUCUCUAAGGGUGAGAUUUACCAUAGCUACUAACAAGUAUACUGUACACGAUAUGUGUGUACACAGACACACAACCCGACUUAUACUGUACUUUUUGGACUAUGAAGCGCACUUCAAAUCCUUUAUUUUUUCCAAAUAUUGACAAUGCGCGUUAUGUUUAAAUUUUGGUUGUGCUCAAUGACCUCAAAGCUAUUAUAUCGGAGCAUUAAUGUAUUUUGCUGCGCCAGUAAAGUGCUGAAAACGCAUUAAUCAAAGCCAUAACUAAGGUGAUGGGGGAUAAAAAUGUUAAAAGAUAAAGAACAAAUGACAAGUGCAGUAUAUUGACGCUCUAAUGCGCCCAAUAAUCAGGUGUGCUUUAUGAAAAUAAACUUGUUUAAUGAUGGUGUGCCUCACAGUCCAAAAAAUAUACAUACAGUACAGUAUGUUUUUACAGCACUUAAGUAAAAUGGCACAUAAAUUGCAAAAUGCACCCGUUAGACUGAUAUUAGUAAAUAAGUAAAUACGGUACAGUAUAUCCAACUAUGCAGUUAUGAUUUGGGUAAACUGUUGACUCAUCAAUUCCAGUGGAAGUAGAAUAUAGUCAUAUUUUGAUAUUUCUAAACAUUUAAAUUGGUCUCUGAAUGCAUGAGACAGUGCUCAAUUUUCUCUACAAAGACAGUGUAAAGAUCUAAACCAUUGCAUGACUCCAAUUAUCUACAUCAAACUUUUUCCCCCAACAAUACCAUGACAAUUAAAGUUGUU